UCAAGGCCACAGAAAGUGCUUUGUGACAGAGACUUACAGGGUCCCUUAGUGGAGCUAGGGUCUGUAGGUGUACACCAACCUGUGCCUGGGCUCCACGUGUUCUGCAGAUGUCGUCACAUCGGAGUUGGCUUCUAGUGAGCUUCUUUCUCCUUGAGGCUCUUUGCUUGGAGGCUGCAAAGAUCCUGACUAUAUCUACACUGGGUGGAAGCCAUUAUAUAUUGAUGAGCCGUGUGUCACAAAUUCUUCAUGGAGAUGGCCACAAUGUGACCAAACUUCUUUAUGAAAGAAUUGUUAUGCCAGAUUUUACAAAGGAAAAACCACCAUACCAGGUUAUUAAGUGGUAUCUACCUGAAGAUCAGCAAAAGAAAAUUCAUAAUAGAGAGCAUCGACUUACAGAAGAAUUAAUUUAUGGCAGGUCCGAACAUCACACCCUUUUAAAGGUUCAUGAACACUUUGGGGACUUAUGCAAUCACUUAUUAAGGAGAAAGGACAUCAUCGAAUUCUUAAAAAAUGAAAACUUUGACCUAGUAUUUCUUGAUUCAGUAGACGUCUGUUCUUUGCUGGUUGCUGAGAAGCUUGGGAAACAGUUUGUGUCCUUUCUUCCCACCAUAUUUAGUGCUAUGGACUUUGGGUUACCAAGAGCCCCCUUGUCCUAUGUUCCAGUGUAUAGUUCUGGUCUAACUGACCAAAUGGACUUCUGGGGUCGAGUGAAGAACUUUCUAGUGUUCUUGGAUACCUCCAUGAAGCGAAGGGAAGCCAUUUCUCAAUAUGACAAUACCAUUCAGGAGCAUUUUGCGGAAGGCUCUCGGCCAGUGUUGUCUGACCUUCUACUGAAAGCCGAGCUGUGGUUUGUCAACUCUGACUUUGCCUUGGAGUUUGCACAUCCCCUAUUUCCUAACAUGGUCUAUGUGGGAGGCUUACUGGACAAACCUGUUCAGCCAAUACCCCAAGACUUGGAGAAUUUUAUCUCUCAGUUUGGAGACUCAGGUUUUGUCCUUGUGGCUCUAGGCUCCGUAGUAAGCAUGCUUCAGACCAAGGAAAUAAUUAAGGAGAUGAACAGUGCCUUUGCUCAACUCCCUCAAGGGGUGCUAUGGACAUGUAAGGAUUCUAAUUGGCCCAAAGAUGUCACAUUGGCCCCAAAUGUCAAAAUCAUGGAUUGGCUUCCACAGACUGACCUUCUGGCUCACCCUAGCAUUCGUCUGUUUGUCACCCAUGGAGGGAUGAACAGUGUGAUGGAGGCCAUCCAGCAUGGAGUACCCAUUGUGGGGAUUCCAUUUUCUACUGACCAACCUGAAAUCAUGGUUCGAGUAGAAGCAAAGAACCUCGGUGUUUCUAUUCAGAUACAGACGCUCAAGGCAGAGACGUUUGCGCUCACAAUGAAAGAAGUCAUAGAAGACAAGAGGUACAAGUCUGCAGCAAUGGCCGCCAAGAUUAUCAGGCACUCCCACCCACUGACCCCUGCCCAGAGGCUUGUGAGCUGGAUAGAUCACAUCUUGCAGACAGGGGGUGCAGCACAUCUCAAGCCAUACUCUUUUCAGCAGCCAUGGCAUGAGCAUUAUAUGCUGGAUGUCUUCCUAUUUCUGCUAGGGCUCACACUGGGUACCUUGUGGCUUUUUGUAAAGGUUCUUAAAAGCCUUUACAGGUAUCUGAGUGGAGUGAGGAAGGUCAAGAAGGUAUAAUGCUGGGCUUGGCUCUGGUGUGGGGAUGGGAGGUCUGUGGCUCUUCAGAGGCCUUUCAUAACUCAGCACAGAGCAACUCUAGUAUUCUCUGCCUCUUCCCUUUUCUACUGAUGCUCCUGAGUUGGUACCUCACUACUUCCUUCUCUUUACAUCUUGUUUUCCUCUUAAGAACUUCAUCCUUACUUAAAUAUAAACCAUUUGCAUCAUCUCUUCCUCCUCCCACUUAUUUAUCCCAAACAUAUUGCUUCAGUAGGCUGGCCUUCUCUGUGGCUCUUCAUGUUCUUCCUCUCUUUAUCCCUUUUAUUAUUUGGGAUUAAAAACAUACUUGACAAAAUAUUUUCUCUUGUUCUUCUUCUCUUUUCCUGUAAACACUCUUUAGAGUUCAGAACACCUGCUCAGCCUUACUCUACUGUGUCCCUUAGGCAGGGAUAACAAUCAUUCUAUACUCUAAAUACAUUUAUCUAAGAAGGUGUGAAGUAGAAAAAAUAUAGUAAUUAUUGUGUGGCAAAAAUCAGAAUAAAAAUGAUAUGCAACUGAAAUAUUGGAAGAAAA
Messenger RNA from Mastomys coucha (southern multimammate mouse), 2231 nucleotides. Its product is annotated as UDP-glucuronosyltransferase 3A2-like. The transcript has 7 exons. Lineage: Eukaryota; Metazoa; Chordata; Mammalia; Rodentia; Muridae. The coding region runs from base 108 to 1679 and encodes 523 amino acids. Gene Ontology annotation, molecular function: UDP-glycosyltransferase activity. The record is from RefSeq and is a predicted model, not a curated record.